Entrophospora sp. SA101 is the source of this 1017-nucleotide messenger RNA. NCBI's taxonomy places the organism in Eukaryota, Fungi, Glomeromycota, Glomeromycetes, Entrophosporales, Entrophosporaceae. The record is from the annotation of a GenBank genome assembly.
AUGUUUAGCAUGUUUAGAAUACGUGAUUACGCUAAUAUUCAAAAUACUGCUACUGGAUCAAUGAGAAACAGUAAUCAAGCUGUUCGCAUCAAUUCAAAUCGUCGUAUAACAAGAUCUGCUACAGCAGUUCUUAGUAACCAGAUACUAGCUCGUACACGAGUUACUCAACCAGAGGGAUAUACCAAGAACAUUGAAAAAAAUACAACUUUAAUAUGUAUGAACUGUGAAGUUAAACUGAAAGAUAGGCUGUUUGCUUUAGAUUGUGGGCAUGGAAUGCAAGUCUGGGUUAAACAUGGAGAAAAUUGGGCAGUAAAAGUUAUCCUAAGAAAAAAAAGUGAUGUUGAUUAUUUAAAAGAAGCAAUCAAAGUAAAGUUAUCACCCUCUUUGGACAAUGUUCCAAUUAGUCGGAUCAUUUUAAAAAGACAUGGCGAAGAAACUGAGUUGCGCCCUGGUUUAACUAUAGAUAAGAACUUUACAACUACCACUGACACACCAAUUCAAGUAUUAGUAAAAGAAUCUGAAAACGGUAAAAUUAAUGAAAUUUUAAAAACUUUAAAAAAUCAGAGUGAAAAUUUAGAAAAUAUGGUAAAGAAUCGGAAUGAAAAUUUAGAAAAAAUGAGCAAGGAACUCGAUGAACGCGAAACUAAAACUAUAUCAAUUGUCACAGGGCUCAUUUAUAAAACUUUAUUGGUGGAUGAUAAAAAAUUGUCAGAAAAAAAUUCACCAUUUAUGUUAAACUUGGAGACAUCAUCAGGAAAAUUUCUUAAAGGCAAAUCAGACUUAUAUGUUUUGUGGGAUAGUUCGGACUCUUUACGUACAUUUAACGAUUUCAGUAGCAGAUACAAUAGUUCAAUUGAUAACAAAAUAAAAUUAGAAAAAAAGUUCAAUAAUAUAAAUGAUGAAGGUGAUAGCCCGUUUAAUUUUACAUCAGAAUAUGCAGAAGAUUAUUAUAAUCUAUUUUCUUCACAUGGUGAUGAAAAUCAUCAUAACGGUGAAUAUAUGUCAAUGUUUAAUUAG